This is a messenger RNA of Argiope bruennichi, 1404 nucleotides long. Its product is annotated as zinc finger protein 112-like. Gene Ontology annotation, biological process: regulation of transcription by RNA polymerase II. The record is from RefSeq and is a predicted model, not a curated record. The transcript has a single exon. Bases 1 to 1404 code for a protein of 467 amino acids. Gene Ontology annotation, molecular function: DNA-binding transcription factor activity; RNA polymerase II cis-regulatory region sequence-specific DNA binding. Lineage: Eukaryota; Metazoa; Arthropoda; Arachnida; Araneae; Araneidae.
AUGGAUCAAAAUCCUUGCAAUAGUUGCGGUAAAACAGUGACAGACGAUGAGAAUCACCCUUGCUUCCGUCACAAGAAAUUUGACUACAGGAAUUCACUACAACGGCCAGUAGAAUCGGAUAAACACCAUGACGAAGUAAAAGACAAAUCUAUGGAGAAUUCAAAUGACAAUACUCGGUGUUUAAGUGGAGAUGCUGGACAAAACAAAAAUAAAAAACCUGAGUUCAUGAAUUUGUCGCUUUUUCAAAAUAAUGAAAUAGCUAAUUCGGUUUCCUCAAAGGACAACAGCUGUACGACUUUUUCAGAGAAUUUCAUUAAUGAACAACUAACGAAUUCUUGUGAUAGUUCAUAUUAUGAUCCCAUUUCAGAUGUUCAGAUGACUGAAGUCCAAACUAAUGAAAAUGAAUCUGUCACGACUUUUGCAGAAAAUGAUGAAUCUCGUUACAGACUUGAAAAUGACCAAAGCGAAACUUUUGAAAAAACUAUAGUUGUCACCGGAUCAAGUGGUGUCGACAUACAAAAACAAGAGCUAUUAGGUGCAUCAGACUUGAUAUAUGCUACAACUGAUGAAGAAUGUAAAAUGUCUCUUGAAGGCAGCAAAUGGCAGACUUUGAAAAAAGAUAAAAAUUAUUUUAUGGAUGCUCUAGAAUAUGUUAUCAUAAAUGCUCUUUCAGAUAAUAAUAAUAUUUCUGGAUCUGCGAAUUCGACUGUGAAUCCUGAUCUGCCACCAGGAAGUAACGAGUCAAAAAAUGGCAAAAGGAAAUUAGCAGAGAAUGUAAAUGAUGAAAAUAUUUCACUACAAAUGUAUUAUCAGAGCCACAAUAAGAACGAGAAAAUGUCUGCCGACGAGAAGGAACCAAUUUCUUCCAAGAAAGCAGACGAUGCUGUGGCUGGGCCUUCCGGAUUCUGUCCUCGUAAAAAGAAAUUUCCUGAGACCUUCAGUAGGAAAGAUACUCUUGAAACGCAUUAUCGAACAGGCACUGGCGACAAGCCCUUCAUGUGCAAUGUAUGUAAGAAAAAAUUCUCUUGGAAAUCACAUCUCGACCAACAUUAUCUAACCCACACAGGUGAAAGACCUUUCGUGUGCGACUUCUGUGAAAAAGGUUUUACUCGAAAGGGUGAUCUGAAUAUACAUGUUAUGACUCACACUGGCGAAAGACCUUUCGUAUGCGACUUCUGUGAAAAAGGUUUUACUCGAAAGUGUGAUCUUAAUAUACAUGUUAUGACUCACACCGGUGACAAACCUUUCGUGUGUGAUGUUUGUAAUAAAGCUUUCGCUCGAAAGUCUACUCUUAAAACACAUGCUCGUACCCACACUGGAGAAAGGCCUUAUAAAUGCCCAAUUUGUGGAGUGGCUUUCUCGUCCAGCAGCGAUUGUAACAGGCAUCGGAGGAGAAUGCAUUAG